This is a messenger RNA of Anneissia japonica, 3058 nucleotides long. RefSeq lists its product as uncharacterized. Gene Ontology annotation, biological process: nuclear migration along microtubule. The annotation marks the transcript as partial. The transcript has 12 exons. The record is from RefSeq and is a predicted model, not a curated record. Gene Ontology annotation, cellular component: nuclear inner membrane. Gene Ontology annotation, molecular function: actin filament binding; lamin binding. Lineage: Eukaryota; Metazoa; Echinodermata; Crinoidea; Comatulida; Comatulidae.
CACUCACUAAGUAUAGAUGGUAAAAAAUUGCAUAAAUCCAAGAACUUCUUGAAGGCAUGGGUCUCAUCACAUCAACAUGUGUUUCUCUUCUCAGUGUCAAGCUUGAUCAUCCUCAUUAUAUUGUGGAAAGUUUUCAAGAAACCACGGGAACUGACUGUGAACUGUUGGUUUUGCAAUGUUAACUCCACUGUACCAGCGGGAAAUGCCAACUGUUGGGAUUGUCCGCAUUGUGAUCAAUACAAUGGGUUUGAUAGCGAGGGGAAUUAUAAUAAGCCAAUCCCAGCACAACACUACUCCGAUUUCAACCAAGGCGUGUACGCACAGAAUCCAGCGGUAACCGUUGAUGACAAGAAAUUUAAGAAUAUUCUCUGUGAUCAGUGCAACCAGAAUCAACAACUGAAAGUACAGCAACUGGCCAUGUUUGUUCCUUAUAAUAUGAAAAAUUAUGAUUUUGAAAUUGAAGAUUUUGCUGCACACUUGGACAGCUUGUACCAAUUGUGCUUAGGCUGCGAACUCCAGACCCAGAGGAAAUUACAUGAAGUUGAUGACUGGGUCCAGAAAAACCUGUUGGGUAGAAAACUAUUACAAAUUAGGAGUUUGACAUCUAAACAGCCUGUUCCAUUACUGGUGCACAUUCUUCGAUGGUUUGUACUACUUUCAACAAUUGCCAUUUUAAUCAUUGAUAUUGGAACAUUCCAAGCAAAAUCAGAAGAAAAAACUAUUAUAUUCAGAAAUCAGACGAGUCUGCUGCUCAGUACAGUCGUUAUUUUUGUAGGCAUGUUAUCGAUUCUAUUAGCUGGAAGAUUGAGGCUUCGUCAUAUUGAUGUCAUUUCAACGAUGUAUUGGAUGUUUUCAAUUCUAACCCACCUUGAUAAAUUUCUUGAUAUAUGCCUAAAUGUGUUCCCAUGGAAACAUGAGCUUGAGAACUAUAUGAAUUCAAAAGCUUUCGAAAGUAAUGUUACAGUCGUCCAACAAAGGUUGAUCGUCAGGAUACCUGUUGACGUUAUCGGCUGCAUGCUGGCGUUCAGAUUUGUACUUAAAUCUGUUUUCCGUAAAAAGAUUAAAAAGCACAGGAAAAAGGACUUUAAACCAAUUUUCUUAAACAUCUCCAGAAACAGUAGUUUUUCUUCGUUGCCAAGAAGUGAGGUUGAAUUUGCUGUUGUACCACCAGAUAUUUUACAAAAGAAUGAUCAGACGCCCCAGGAUAUUGUCAGUAAAUUAAGGGCAGGGGCAGGGGAUCACCCUCUCAAUACCUCUUUGGGAUCAUUGUCAAUUGGAGGUGCAGAUCCUAUGAAAAAAGGGUCUGAACCAGUAAAUCCGGUUGUGAAGGAAAGACGACCUUUGAUCAGCCCAGCAAAGUUUACUGUUGGGGAUGGUGUUCGAAAACGAAAGUGUGUAACUGCAGAUAUUGAGACACCAGUGUCAGUAAGCGUAGCAAGUAGUCGUGCAAGCAGUGUGAAUGGUAGUGUUCACUCAACCAAUACGAAUGGAGAUUACAAACGCAAAUCAACAGUUACAAAAUCAACAGGUUCAGCUGGUUCACCCAAGAACAACAGCCAAGUGAGGAAUUCUCCAUCGCCUAUUUUGUACAUUGCAUUCGGGGUCAGCAUCGGGGUCAACGUAACCAUCAUAGCCGUCGCACUCUGGUUUUUGUUAGGCCUACAUCAGAAAACAUAAAUAUCGUAAAUAACAUGUUGAUGAUAAUAUAUGACUGUGUAUCGUAAGAAAUUGGGACAGGAAGGUGUGCUAAUAACACUAUAAUAGGUGCCUAGUAAUCAUAUUGUAAGUGACCGAGGAAGUUAAUGACUGUGGUCUAAAAUUUUAACAGAUAAAGAGAGGACCUUGUUAGGAAAACAAACUUUUCCUAAUGGUUGCACACCUGGGAUUGUUCUGUAGGUAUUUGGGUAUAGGAAGACAUUUCCCGUAACCCUGACUUUCCGUGCAUUUCAUAACCAGGAUAUUUGUAACCACGAACUUCCACGUUUCAGAAUGUCAUAAUGACGAUUAUGUCCGCGGCCGAGUUACGAGCAUUCAGAUUUACGGAAGUUCGGGGCUACAACAUAUCGGCGCAACGUUGGUGUCAAAAGAGUCUAGGUCGUAGGCCACGCCUAGAAAAUUGUCAGAUUUGAUGUUUUUGUGCGAUCUUUUAAAUUCCCAGUGGCAAAUUUUUCCACUAUGCACAAAAACAUCAGCCACUAUAGGAAUUUGAAAGCUCGCACCAAAACAUCAGCCACUUAAGAAUUUUAAAGCUCGCACACAAACAUCAAAUUUGACAAUUUUCUAGAUAUAGUAAAUCGGAAGCCAAACGGAACCAUCUUUAAAGGAAGCCUAUGAUAUAUAAAUAUUUUGUGAAAUUCCUCAAAAGUGAACUUAAAUCAACCGAAGAUCAACAACGAUUGAUUUUUUACUGAAUAUGUAAUAAAUUUUAAUUACAACCCCUCCUUUGGGAAACCACUAUUAAGGGGAUACCCCUAUUAAGUGACACUUUUUUUGCCGUGAAGUGAGGGAAACACUGCGGACAACCGGGCCCCAUAUUUAGGGGACACUUUUUUCGGUCCCGUAUGUCACAAAAACUGAUUGAUUUGCAUACGUUGUAGGCCUGGAUGAAAUGUUAUAUUUGGUUUAUAUGCAUGAAUACAAGAGUAUAUGAGUUUUAUGUAUUGUACUUUUUCGUUAGUUGGUGAGAAAAAUUUUAUCUAAAAUUUAAAAAGAAUUUAAACUAAAAAUGGUUGCUAAGAAGAACCGAUGAUGUUGAUAAAUUGGUUUAUCUCGGAUGUGUAAUACGAGAUGCGUUGCUUUAAUAAUACAAACUGUCAAUUAUGAAGUAGUCUGCUACGAUUUGCCGCCGUUUUAUAAGCCUUUGGGCCGAAUAGGUACUAUUAAUCCUGCUUAUCAGAAUGAUCUGGGUGUUCCAGUGACCCGAGUGAGCACUGCCCCUCAGACCGCUGCCAUACAAACCACUGCCAUGGUGUUUAGACUAGGCUUAUAUUUUAAAGCCUUAUUUUAAAAAUCGAUGCUUAUUAACAUGUUAUUUUCUAUUAAAGAUAGAACGAUUUUU